Molecule: messenger RNA, 777 nt
Organism: Caenorhabditis sp. 36 PRJEB53466
Lineage: Eukaryota; Metazoa; Nematoda; Chromadorea; Rhabditida; Rhabditidae
Source: the annotation of a GenBank genome assembly
AUGCGAUCGUUCGUCGUCCUCGCCACCAUCGUCUCCACCUCGUCCGCCUUCCUCUUCGGAGGACUCCUCGGCGGAGGAGGCGGAGGAGGCGGAGCUUGCUGUGCCCCGGCUCCGGCUCCGGCCCCCGCUGCCGGAGGAUACGCUGUCGCGCCUCAAGCCCCGGCUCCAGCGUACCCAGUCGCUCCAGCGCCAGCAAUUCCAUCCGGAGGAUACGCCCAAGCCGGACCAGCCGCCUUCGGAGGAGCCCCACUUUCAGGAUUCGGAGGACUCGGCGGAGGAUACCAGGCCGCUCCGGCUCCGGCUCUCCAGCUUCCAACCAUCGGAGCCCCAUUGCCAGCACUCGGAGCCCCAGCGCCAGCACUCGGAGGAGGAUUCGCUGCUCAGCCAGCCGUCGGAUACCAGGCUCCAGUCGCUCAAGCCGUCGUCGCCCCAGCUCCGGCUCUCGGAGGAGGAUACCAGGCUCCAGUUGCUCAAGCCGUCGUCGCCCCAGCUCCGGCUCUCGGAGGAGGAUACCAGGCUCCAGUUGCUCAAGCCGUCGUCGCCCCAGCUCCGGCUCUCGGAGGAGGAUACCAGGCUCCAGCGCCAGUUGCCCCGGCCCCAGUUGCUCAAGGAGGAUACCAAUCGGGACCAGCGCCAGUUGCUCAAGUCUACGAGGCCCCGGUCGCCGUUUCUCAGCCAGCUCAAGUGAUCGCUCCGGCGGCCGCGGCCGUCCAAUCCGCUGGAUACCAGGCCGCCGCUCCACAAGUCGGAGGAGCCUACACUCAGGGAACUCACUAG